AUGAAUAACGGAACAUGUAUGAAAGGAUGUUAUAAAGGAUACUGGGGUGAUAAAUGUGACAAAAACUGUUAUGAAGGUUGCAACUCAGGCUCAUGUAACCAGUCAGACGGUUUCUGUGAAACAUGUAAUCGAAAGCAUUACGGAAACGCUUGUCAAAAUAAAUGUAGUGAAUUUUGUAUUGAUAACGAUGUCUCAUCUACAAUUUGCUAUAAAACGAACGGGACAUGUUUGCAUGGAUGUAAAGACGGGUACAGCGGAAGCGAUAUAUGUGAAGAUCAACAGACAGUCAGUAUGACGGUAUCAUCAACAACAGGGCAAACUUCUUCGACAACAGCAAAAACUGAAAUAACGGGGAUCACUGAGCAGCAACGUGAUAUAAUAGUAAUCGGGGCUGGAGCAAGUGGAGGACUGCUUGUCAUAAUUAUUUUAGUCGUUAUAGUGGUGUGCGUAGUUAGAAGACAAGGAAAGAAAGGCAAUGAUUCACAUGGCGGCGAUAAUAGCCAGGUCAACAGACAACACCCGUGGACCGAUUCAGACAACUUGUAUGCACAACCAAACAAAUCAAGAAAAGAACAAAGUGAAGAUUACAUUUACGCUCAGCCAAACAAACCAAAGAAGAGCAUACACCAUAAGAAGGAAGAAAUCAGUGUACCACAAAAGGCGUAUGACAAUGUUGUAAUUGAUCUUGAUACCGAAGGAGUUAGAAAUGAAGGCAGAGAUGGUUAUCAUAUUGCUGCAGAUGAAGCAGAUUCAGAGGAAACUGAUGUAGAUGCAGUUUUGCUGGAAAAUAUUGAUGAUGAGCCUAAAAGCAUCGUAGUAACAGAUGUGAACAUUCCUGAUUCGGAUACGUAUUACAAUAUGGCCGGCUUAAUGAGGAGUCGAGUUCUAAUCUCAAAACUAUUUGAGUACACGAAGAACAAAACGGAUUUUGAAAAUGAAUUUGAGAAAUUGCCAAAAGGUUUGACAAGAACUUGCAAUGAAGCACUGAAACCUUAUAACCUGAUCAAAAAUAGAUACAACGGCAUAUAUGCAUAUGAUGCCACACGUGUUGUUCUAUGCAGUAAGGAUUUUAUCAACGCGAAUUAUGUUGACGGUCAAGGUCAGUCACACAUCUCUUACGUUGCAUCUCUUGGGCAGAUAACCCCUGAACAAGCAUGA
Messenger RNA from Mercenaria mercenaria, 1158 nucleotides. RefSeq names its product receptor-type tyrosine-protein phosphatase kappa-like. Gene Ontology annotation, molecular function: protein tyrosine phosphatase activity; scavenger receptor activity. The transcript has 9 exons. The record is from RefSeq and is a predicted model, not a curated record. Lineage: Eukaryota; Metazoa; Mollusca; Bivalvia; Venerida; Veneridae. Gene Ontology annotation, biological process: protein dephosphorylation. The coding region runs from base 1 to 1158 and encodes 385 amino acids.